Morus notabilis is the source of this 456-nucleotide messenger RNA. RefSeq names its product RING-H2 finger protein ATL80. The transcript has a single exon. The record is from RefSeq and is a predicted model, not a curated record. Bases 1 to 456 code for a protein of 151 amino acids. NCBI's taxonomy places the organism in Eukaryota, Viridiplantae, Streptophyta, Magnoliopsida, Rosales, Moraceae. Gene Ontology annotation, biological process: protein ubiquitination. Gene Ontology annotation, molecular function: transferase activity.
AUGACGAUUCGCACCUUCCGACUGUUGGGCGGCGUCAAAUCGCCGUCGUCAACCACCGUAACCGCCGGCAGCGCCUCCUCGCCGUUGCCUGAGAUCGAUGUCUCCUUCAUCGGGGUGUUAUUCACCGACGUCUUCUACGCCCUAAUAGCCCUACUUUGCCUCACAGUCCUCCUUGUCGUAUGUAGUUGUCUCUUCGAAUGCCUGAAGAUGAUGUUGAUGAAGAAGAGCUCUUCCACCGCCGACGUGGAUCCAAGUUUCGCCGCCGCCAACUGCACCAUUUGCCUCUUCGAGUUCGCCGAGGGCGACGAGAUCCGGGAGCUCAGGCAGUGCGGCCACGCCUUCCACGUGACUUGCAUCAACACCUGGCUCCGAUGGCACUCCUCCUGCCCCACCUGCGCCCACAUGAUCCAAGGACGUGAUCACAUCAUCAAUAGGUUUCUUCCCCUUUAUACCUAG